Molecule: messenger RNA, 603 nt
Organism: Penicillium longicatenatum
Lineage: Eukaryota; Fungi; Ascomycota; Eurotiomycetes; Eurotiales; Aspergillaceae
Exons: 4
Coding region: 1-603 (200 amino acids)
Source: RefSeq, a predicted model, not a curated record
AUGAGCGGGGGCAAUCGUUCAAAUGACAGCUUUGCGUCUGACCCGCUGCUGGCGGCAGCCAAAGUAGGCGCCUUGAGCGGCACUGCCGGAUUGAUCUAUGGCGGGGCAGCAGGAGUCAUCAGAUCUCCCAACCCAGUGAUCCAUUCACUGUCCUGCGGUAUUCACUGGUUUGCAUGUGGCUCAACCUUUUGGUGGUUGCGGAGCAACAUUAUUAAGCUUCACUACCAAGACCAAGCAUCCUCACAAGAGCGCGCGUAUGUCAGCGCUCUGUCUGGAGGAAUUUCUGGCGGACUUGUGACUAGGCUCAUGGGCGGCCGGCUAAUCCCUGGCCUUGUUGCAUUCUCAUUGCUUGGCUUCUGUGGUCAAUUUGCCUUCAAUAAAGUUGAUGCAUGGCAAGUGAACAGGGCACAGAAUCCUUCCAAACCAUUCUUCCAGCGUAUGGCUGAUAGCAAAUGGAUCCCUCUCCGGAACUUGUCCGAUGAUGAAUACCGUGGAAUUCUCAGCGAGAAAUUACUGGGUAUUGAGGCUGAAAUUGCGCUCCUUGACGAAAAGAUCGAGGAUCUUGAGAAGACUCGGCCGGCUACCUCUGCCGCUGAAAAUUAG